AUGCUUGGAAUUGGAAUCAAAGUGGGUGGUAUAUUAAUUCCAAUGAUCCGGUUUGCAGACGACAUCGUAAUACUAGCAAAAACAGAGCACGACCUUCAGAGAGCUCUGGAAGAAAUGCAAAUAAUUAUAAAUAAGUAUCAAAUGCGUAUAAAUUCAAGUAAAACAAAAAUUUUAGUUUGUGCUCGUGAACCCACAAUUAACGCAAAUAUUUAUUUAGAAAACCAACUUAUUUCCCAAGUUUCUAGUUUUAAAUACUUGGAAAGUCUAAUAACAUCAGACGGAAGAAGUUCACAGGAAAUUAAACAAAGAAUCGGGCAAGCAAAAACAACUUUUAUCAAGAAAAAGAAAAUUUUGGUUUCGAAAAAAAUUAGCAGAGCAAUAAAAAAUACUUUUUUAAAAACGUUUGUAUGGAGUGUCGCUUUAUACGGCUGCGAAACAUGGGUUAUUAAUGAAAAGGAAAAAAGAUCCCUGGAAGCAUUUGAAAUGUGGUGUUGGAGACGAAUGGAAAAAAUAAACUGGACAGAAAGAGUAACAAAUGAAGAUGUAUUGACCCAAGUUGGAGAAACAAGAUCCUUAAUUAAAGCCAUAAAGCGACGACGAUGGGACAUGAUGGGACACGUUUUACGUCAUGACGAAGAACUGCAUCAUACUAUAAUAGAAGGUGCAAUUGAAGGACGGAAACCACCAGGAAGACCAAGAAACUCGUACAUAUCUCAACCGAAAAAUGACGUAGGGUUUGAUACAUACGUCGGAUUAAAAAGACUUGAUAAAGAUCGUGAUAAGUGGAGAGCGAAGUUAAAAACGUUGUGA
Messenger RNA from Cinara cedri, 810 nucleotides. The record is from the annotation of a GenBank genome assembly. NCBI's taxonomy places the organism in Eukaryota, Metazoa, Arthropoda, Insecta, Hemiptera, Aphididae.